UAAUUUGAGCCGCCGUUCUGUCACGGCGAGCGCCAAAAAAGCGGCGUUAUUUACAGCAGCGUUCGCCUUGACGCAGGACAGCAAACUUCAACGCGCCGUUGCAAUCGCUCUCGAUCGCCCGAAGGAUAAAGCGUUAACCGCGAAAUCAAUCAGGAAUCGAUGAACGCCACGUUAUUAAAACAGCAAUGGGUAAUUGGCUGUUCGCAGGCCGUCCAAAAAAGCGACAGGACAUGACGAGCCCGGUGGUGAUUCCGGCCACGGCUAGGCACACGGCGACGUUAAUAUUUUUCCAUGGUUUGGGUGACACAGGGCACGGUUGGGCCAACUCCAUGGACGCAGUGCGGUCCUCUCAUAUCAAAGUCAUCUGCCCCACCGCGCCCACGAUGCCAGUGACGUUUAACGCGGGGUUCAGAAUGCCUUCCUGGUUCGAUCUGCGCUCUCUGGACUCGAGUGGCCCAGAGGAUGAAGAGGGUAUACGUACGGCCGCUCAGACGGUCCACUCGUUAAUAGCGGAGGAAGUUGCGGCCGGGAUACCCACCACGCGUAUCGUCCUCGGAGGAUUCAGUCAGGGUGGCGCACUAGCCAUGUACGGUGCCCUUACAUUCCCGGAGCCUUUAGCCGGCAUCAUAGCUCUAUCCGCGUGGCUGCCCUUGCAUCAAAAGUUCCCGGCGGAAGCAAUAGGUAAUAGAAACACUCCACUGCUGCAAUGCCACGGCGAUUGCGAUCCAAUUGUGCCAUAUAGAUGGGGUCAGAUGACGGCGUCUCUUUUAAAACAAUUCAUGACACAGACAGAAUUCAAAACGUUUCGAGGAAUGAUGCACACAUCUUCCGAGGAGGAAAUGCGCGACAUAAAGAAAUUCAUCGAGAAGGUCUUGAAGCCGUAAUAGAUGAAAUUGGAUAUUGGCAUUGGCAUUUUAUUGGCUACUUGAAGCAUCUAACUGUACAUUACAUUGAGGUUAUUCCAAUUUUGCGAUUAUUUAAUUUUAGUAAAUUAUACGAGCCUUAAAAGCGUUUAAGUAGAAAGUCGCGUUGAAAAUCUUCCAAGGUAUUGAGAUGCACACAGCGCUACUAGGAAAAAUCUAUUUACUAGAGGGAUAUAUUUAUUUACCACCUUGAUAAUUUGUAUCCGUACGUUCGAACACUUGUCGAGAUUUUCAUGUACCAAAGCGUUCGUAUAGCAAUACUACAAAUUAAUCCAUGCGGUCCUCAAUCCUUAUAGUAAGCAUCUAUAAAUUGGCAUUCCUCGGCUUUUUUUCUUAUAUUUAUGAUGUCCGUUAUGAUGUUUACGGUAUAUGCGUACACUAGAUAUACAUAUAUUUAUAAUAUGUAUAUAAGUGCGUAUGUAUCGAAUAAAAUACAUUGUAUUUAUUUGGAAGGCCACCGGCGUGGCGAUUAUUUAGAGGCAGUGCGAAGGUGGUUGAUGUUUAUUCAUUUUUGCGGUUUAAAUCUGCGACAAUAGUACAUUUACAAGUAAAUUUAUGUCAGAUUUAAGAUAACGCUAAGUUAUGCUAGAGAAAGAGCUUACUGCGUCGGCUCUUAACGAAAACACUUCCAAUUCUUUCGCGCCUACAUUGCGUUUCGGAUAAUACUUGUUUUGAAUACAAAUGAGACACGUCCACGAUGCACUUAAUUCGCGCAUUCGAAGCAGCUGCGAGAGCCUUUUACAUUCAAAUUUCUAUUUCACGUGACUUAGGCCCGCGACGUAACAUGAAAUGUUGCUGUUGAAUCACUUUUGUAGCGAGUAUUGUCUAGAAGACAGUGACACGGCCAUGUAAUCUGUGAUUACGCAUUGUAUUGUCGAGACCCACCAGUCCAUCAUUUAUUAUUGGUAUAACAUGGAUCAGGGUUUCCUAAACUAUUUCCUAAACAGCGCGAUCCUUGGUGCGAACUCUUCAGGAAAAUGUCUAUUCUUGAUACAGUCGUGCGAAUUACAAACGUUUGCAUCAUUGUAUGAAGCAGUAUACUCCUUUAAUACUUUGAUUAUCAGUUACACGAUAUAGAAAAGAAAUCUUCAAAAAGUAAAACGUCAGUCCUUGUCUACUUCAAGUUUGGGAAAUUCUGUGAUAUUAUAUGCCAUAAAGGUAGCAUAGACACAGUAUUAAUACAUUGUAAAAUUAUAUUAAAAUGUAUAUAAAGUUAUAUGAUACUCAGCUAACUUUAUUAUUAUUGAGCAUUAACACGCUAUCCGGUAGGCAAAUAAUAACAAAGAACAAUAAGCUCCGAGUAUUUUUCAUGAGUUUUCUUUUUACUACACUUUAUAGCUAGCCACGAGGUAGGAUAUUAGCUCAUAAGUUGUGUAACAACUUUUACCAGCAUAAAUAAAGCAUGUCAACA
This is a messenger RNA of Vollenhovia emeryi, 2334 nucleotides long. It is a transcript of the gene Apt1, whose product is annotated as acyl-protein thioesterase 1. Gene Ontology annotation, cellular component: cytoplasm. Lineage: Eukaryota; Metazoa; Arthropoda; Insecta; Hymenoptera; Formicidae. Gene Ontology annotation, molecular function: palmitoyl-(protein) hydrolase activity; carboxylic ester hydrolase activity. The transcript has 9 exons. Gene Ontology annotation, biological process: protein depalmitoylation. Bases 186 to 884 code for a protein of 232 amino acids. The record is from RefSeq and is a predicted model, not a curated record.